Mesocricetus auratus (golden hamster) is the source of this 3805-nucleotide messenger RNA. Its product is annotated as insulin receptor-like. NCBI's taxonomy places the organism in Eukaryota, Metazoa, Chordata, Mammalia, Rodentia, Cricetidae. The record is from RefSeq and is a predicted model, not a curated record. Gene Ontology annotation, cellular component: axon; insulin receptor complex. Gene Ontology annotation, biological process: glucose homeostasis; protein phosphorylation; multicellular organism development. Gene Ontology annotation, molecular function: insulin receptor substrate binding; insulin receptor activity; ATP binding.
GUGUGGCUGUUAUUGUUAUUAUUUUGUUUGGCAGUUUGUGCAGACAGAACUUGGACAGAGUCCUUGACCAGCUGUUUUGUUUCUUUCUUCUUGUCUCUAGUUUGCCUCACCAUCUGUAAGUCACAUGGCUGCACAGCUGAAGGCCUGUGCUGCCACAAGGAGUGCCUAGGCAACUGUUCGGAACCCGAUGACCCCACCAAGUGUGUGGCCUGCCGCAACUUCUACCUGGAUGGUCGGUGUGUGGAGACCUGCCCACCCCCUUACUACCACUUCCAGGACUGGCGCUGUGUGAACUUCAGCUUCUGUCAAGACAUUCACUACAAAUGCAGGAACUCUCGGAAGCCUGGCUGCCACCAAUACGUCAUUCACAACAACAAGUGCAUCCCUGAGUGUCCUUCUGGCUAUACCAUGAAUUCCAGCAACUUGAUGUGCACCCCAUGUCUGGGACCCUGUCCUAAGGUCUGCCAGAUCCUGGAUGGCGAGAAGACCAUUGACUCUGUGACAUCUGCUCAGGAGCUCCGAGGCUGCACAGUGAUCAAUGGCAGCCUCAUCAUCAACAUCCGAGGGGGCAACAACCUGGCAGCUGAGGUGGAGGCUAUCCUUGGCCUCAUUGAAGAAAUGUCAGGGUUCUUAAAGAUCCGACGUUCCUAUGCUCUAGUAUCUCUUUCUUUCUUCCGGAAGCUUCAUCUGAUUCGAGGAGAGACCUUGGAAAUCGGGAACUACUCUUUCUAUGCCUUGGACAACCAGAACCUCUGACAGCUCUGGGACUGGAACAAACACAACCUUACCAUCACUCAGGGCAAGCUCUUCUUCCACUACAACCCCAAGCUCUGCUUGUCAGAAAUUCACAAGAUGGAAGAAGUUUCUGGAACUAAGGGCCGCCAGGAGAGGAAUGACAUUGCCCUGAAGACCAAUGGGGACCAGGCAUCCUGUGAAAAUGAGUUACUUAAAUUUUCCUUCAUUCGGACAUCUUUUGACAAGAUCUUGCUGAGGUGGGAGCCCUAUUGGCCCCCUGACUUCCGAGACCUCCUGGGAUUCAUGCUCUUCUAUAAAGAGGCCCCUUAUCAGAAUGUGACAGAGUUUGAUGGGCAGGAUGCUUGUGGCUCCAACAGCUGGACUGUGGUAGAUAUUGACCCACCCCAAAGGUCCAACGACCCCAAGUCUCAAACCCCAAGCCACCCUGGGUGGCUAAUGCGGGGUCUCAAGCCCUGGACUCAAUAUGCUAUCUUUGUCAAGACCUUGGUUACCUUCUCUGAUGAACACCGGACCUACGGAGCCAAAAGUGACAUCAUCUAUGUGCAGACAGAUGCCACUAACCCUUCUGUGCCCCUGGACCCCAUAUCAGUUUCUAAUUCCUCAUCUCAGAUUAUCAUAAAGUGGAAGCCCCCCUCCGACCCCAAUGGUAACAUGACGCACUACCUGGUCUACUGGGAGAGGCAGGCGGAGGACAGCGAGCUGUUUGAGUUGGAUUAUUGUCUCAAAGGGCUGAAGCUCCCCUCACGGACCUGGUCCCCACCCUUUGAAUCAGAUGAUUCUCAGAAGCACAAUCAGAGCGAGUAUGACGACUCAGCCAGUGAAUGCUGCUCAUGCCCCAAGACUGACUCUCAGAUCCUCAAGGAGCUGGAGGAGUCCUCAUUCAGGAAGACCUUCGAGGAUUACCUUCAUAACGUGGUGUUUGUCCCCAGAAAACCCUCUUCAGGCAGUGGUGCCGAGGACACUAGGCCAUCCCGAAAACGAAGAUCCCUUGAAGAGGUGGGGGAUGUGAUGGCCACCAUGCCCACACUUGCAGAUUUUCCCAACGUCUCCUCCACCGUUGUUCCCACAAGUCAGGAAGAGCACAGGCCAUUUGAGAAAGUGGUGAACAAGGAGUCACUUGUCAUCUCUGGCCUGAGACACUUCACUGGCUACUGCAUUGAGCUGCAAGCCUGCAACCAAGACUCACCAGAUGAGAGGUGCAGUGUGGCUGCCUAUGUCAGUGCCCGAACCAUGCCUGAAGCUAAGGCAGAUGACAUCGUUGGCCCUGUGACCCAUGAAAUCUUUGAGAACAAUGUUGUACACUUAAUGUGGCAAGAGCCAAAGGAGCCCAAUGGUCUGAUCGUGCUGUAUGAAGUGAGCUACCGGCGCUAUGGUGAUGAGGAGCUGCACCUCUGUGUCUCCCGGAAGCAUUUUGCCCUGGAGCAGGGCUGCAGGCUUCGAGGGCUCUCCCCAGGAAACUACAGUGUUCGAGUCCGGGCUACCUCCCUGGCAGGCAAUGGCUCCUGGACAGAACCCACCUAUUUUUAUGUGACCGAUUAUUUAGAUGUCCCAUCAAAUAUUGCCAAAAUUAUCACCGCGCUCAUCUUUGUCUUCCUCUUCAGUGUUGUGAUUGGAAGUAUUUAUCUGUUCCUGAGAAAGAGGCAGCCAGAUAGUCCAAUGGGACCGUUGUAUGCAUCUUCAAACCCUGAGUACCUCAGUGCCAGUGAUGUGUUUCCUUCUUCUGUGUACCUGCCGGAUGAGUGGGAGGUGCCUUGAGAGAAGAUCACCCUCCUACGAGAGCUGGGGCAGGGAUCCUUUGGUAUGGUGUAUGAGGGCAAUGCCAAGGAUAUCAUCAAGGGCGAGGCAGAGACCCGAGUUGCGGUGAAGACUGUCAAUGAGUCAGCCGGUCUCCGAGAAUGGAUCGAGUUCCUCAACGAGGCAUCAGUCAUGAAGGGAUUCACCUGCCAUCAUGUGGUCCGCCUCCUUGGGGUGGUGUCCAAGGGCCAGCCAACACUGGUAGUGAUGGAAUUGAUGGCUCAUGGAGACUUGAAGAGUCACCUCCGUUCUCUGCGACCAGAUGCUGAGAAUAACCCAGGCCGACCUCCCCCUACCUUGCAAGAAAUGAUUCAGAUGACAGCAGAAAUUGCUGAUGGCAUGGCAUACUUGAAUGCCAAGAAGUUUGUGCAUCGGGACCUGGUAGCUCGAAACUGCCUGGUUGCUCACGAUUUUACCGUCAAAAUUGGAGACUUUGGAAUGACAAGGGAUAUCUACGAGACAGAUUACUAUCAGAAAGGGGGCAAGGGCCUGCUGCCCGUGCGGUGGAUGUCACCUGAGUCCCUGAAGGAUGGAGUGUUUACUGCUUCUUCUGAUAUGUGGUCUUUUGGGGUGGUCCUUUGGGAAAUCACCAGUCUGGCUGAGCAACCUUACCAAGGCCUGUCUAAUGAACAGGUGUUGAAAUUUGUCAUGGAUGGAGGCUAUCUGGAUCCACCUGAUAAUUGUCCUGAGAGACUCACGGACCUGAUGCGCAUGUGCUGGCACUUCAACCCCAAGAUGAGGCCAACCUUCCUGGAAAUUGUCAAUUUGCUCAAGGAUGACCUCCACCCGAGCUUUCCAGAAGUUUCCUUCUUCUACAGCGAAGAGAACAAGGCUUCUGAGAGCGAGGAGCUAGAGAUGGAGUUCGAGGACAUGGAGAAUGUCCCCUUGGAUGGGUCCUCUCACUGUUACAGGGAAGAGGCUGGGGGCCGGAAAGGAGGGUCCUCUCUGAGCAUUAAACGGACCUAUGAGGAACACAUCCCGUACACCCACAUGAAUGGGGGCAAGAAGAAUGGGCGCGUCCUCACCUUGCCCAGGUCCAACCCUUCCUAACAGCGCCUGCUCAGGGAAGGAUUCUUUCUUUUUUAGAGCUCUUCUCUAGUUUGACCGCCUCCAGGAAACUCAGGAUUAUCAGGACUCCAUCCAGAUGUGAAACUGAGCUCAGAGAUAGUUCAUACGCGUUUCUGUUUGUCUUUUGACCUAAGUAUACACACGUGUGAUUGCCAACCCCCGCAAGCCUGUGGAGGGCUAACUGUGA